Messenger RNA from Physella acuta, 993 nucleotides. RefSeq names its product EKC/KEOPS complex subunit TP53RK. The record is from RefSeq and is a predicted model, not a curated record. Gene Ontology annotation, molecular function: protein serine/threonine kinase activity; ATP binding. NCBI's taxonomy places the organism in Eukaryota, Metazoa, Mollusca, Gastropoda, Physidae. Gene Ontology annotation, biological process: protein phosphorylation. Gene Ontology annotation, cellular component: nucleus; cytosol; EKC/KEOPS complex.
UCGCAAUUUUAAUAAGUAGCAUACUUUGUCUUCUUAAAAUCACUGUAUAUUUAAAAUGAAGAUUGUUUUGGGUUAAAAACAUUAAAUCAACAGGAAAAUUCAUAUUGACUAAAAGUUUUUAAAUAUUGUUUUUGAAUGGCGAUACAAAAAUAUAAUACUGUAUGUAUACUGUAUAAAAAUGCGAUACAAAAUUUUCUAUUAAUUUUUAAGUAUGGCGUUUACCGUAACUAAUAAAAAUGUUACCGAAACAAAAUCAACAAUGAUACCACUCAAGCAAGGAGCUGAAGCAAAAUUAUACUCGUAUGAUUUUUAUGGGAAACCAUGUAUUAUUAAAGAGAGAUUUAAAAAGAAAUACCGUCACGAUAUUCUAGAUUCAAGCCUUACGGAACAGAGAAUCAAGGCAGAAGUGCGGGCAAACUUCCGAUGCAGAAUGGCAGGUAUUCUUACACCUACAAUUUUCAUGGUUAAUUUCAAGGACAGCAGAAUCUACAUGGAGAAAAUUUUAUCUUCCAUCACUGUUAGAGAACACAUCUUAAAUAUCCAAUCUACAGACAAGUUAACAGCUAAUGAAAAGUUACAUACUAUAGCUGAAAAAAUUGGAAAAAUUCUUAGCAAGAUGCACAGUAAUAAUAUCAUACAUGGGGAUUUAACCACUUCCAAUAUGCUUUUACAAGGAGAUUCUUCUGAUCCCAGACUUUAUGUUAUUGACUUUGGACUGAGCUCAUUUGAAGACUCUGCAGAAAGUAAAGGAGUAGACCUCUAUGUGCUUGAGAGAGCAUUUUUGAGUUCCCAUCCAAACUCUGAAUGUUUGUUUGAAACAAUACUAAGCUCAUAUCAAAAUGAAAUGGAGAACAAGUCUGCUUGUCAUGAGGUAUUGGCAAAGCUAGAAGAAGUUAGAUUACGAGGCAGGAAAAGGACAAUGGUUGGUUGAAUAGUUGGAUGUAAGAUACCUAAAUAAAUACUUGUUAAAGUGGACAAUUAACGUUUCAUAUU